AUGAGGCACCCGGGAAGCCUGGGCUCUGUGGCCCUCCUGCUGGGGCUGGAGCUGGCCCUAUGUCGGGGCCAGCUGAAUACACAGUACUGCGGGGCCCAGAACCAACCGGAGAAGCUUCAGUUUACCAGGCUGGGCAGAGGGCGCUGGCUGGAUCCUGAGGGCCGACCACCUGGGUCCCUGGCUCCCCUCUACCGGAUGGUGCGGGGCUUCCUGGAUGUGGUGCAGCUCAACCCCUUUCCAGAAGGGUUGGUUCGAGUGGCACUGAAUGAACCUUCUUCCGUUCGGACCUCAGAAGUGGUCCGCUAUGAGGCGGGUUAUGUGGUGUGCGCCGUGAUUGCCCUCCUCUUCCUCCUUAUCGUGCCCACGGUCGGGUUCUGCUUCUGCUGUUGCCGUUUCCGCCGGCGCUGCGGAGGUCGGGUCAAGGCUGAGCACAAGUCAAUAGCCUGUGAGAGGGGCAGCCUCAUGACCUUUCUGCUGCUCAUCACUCUUCUUCUCCUGACUGGUGUGGUCUGUGCUUUCAUUACCAACCAAAGGACCCAUGACGAGGUGGGACCGGGUGUCCGGGCAGUGCCUUCGGUGCUGCACUCUCUACAAGGUCUGGUCUCGGACAUUCCCCAGGUACCUUCUGUGAAUGAUGUCCUCCAGAAGUUGCAGGGUGUCCCAGAGGCCAAUUUUUCUGUCAUGGUGCAGAAGGAUAACAGCACAUUCAAUACUCUCCCAGUUCUAACAGCUAUGGAGACAAUAGACAUAAUUCAAGACUUGAAGGAGAACAUUGCCAAGAUCCCAGAGGAAGUGAAGACCCUGUCCGAGGGCUUCCCAAGCUCUGGGGCAGCUGACCGAUGGAGGCAGGCUCUUGCUAAGGCAGAGAACAAUAGCAGACCUUACUUACAUGCCAUCCAGAAAUAUGAGAGAUACAGAUGGAUUGCAGGUUAUGUGCUGUCCUCAGUGAUCCUCUUGGUGGUCAUCUGUAACCUUCUGGGCCUCAGUCUGGGCCUCUUGGGGAUAUCUGCCCGAGAAGACUCCAGCCACACAGAAGUCAAGGGAGAAGCCGGGGCUCAAUUUCUCAUGGCAGGUGUGGGCUUAAGCUUCCUUUUCUCUGGACCCUUCAUCCUCCUUAUCUUUGCCACUUUCCUCGUGGGGGGAAACAUCCAGACAUUGGUGUGCCGAAGCUGGGAGAGCCAGGAGCUGUACCAGUUCGCUGACACCCCAGGGAACCUACCCCCAUCCAUGAACCUGUCCCACCUCCUGGGUCUCAAGAAGGACAUCAGCAUCCCUUCUGCCUAUCGGCAGUGUAAGGAGGGUGUCCCUCUCUGGGAAGUCCUACAGCUUAAUGGCUCCUAUGACCCAGAAAAGCAUCUGGACAUCAGUAAGUAUAUAGUCCAACUACAGAAAGAAAUGAGGAACUUUGAGAUGGAUAUACAGAAUCUGGACCUGCUGAAUGAAGCUGCUAAGCGAGAUCUGGAGGCCUUCGGUAACAGUGGGAUAGAGAAGAUCGACUACCCCAGCUUUCUUGCCCAGGUCCAGAAGCCAUUGGUGAAAGUUGACAUCUUGAAGCUGGUCAAGGAGUUGGAGAAGUUGGGUCAAGCCCAGAGUGUGUCUGACCUGAGGGAGCAGCUGAAGCAGGAGGCUCAGGCUCUACAGGUCCAUUACCAGGAGAGGAUCAUCCCCCAGCAGGCUCACCUGGUGAUGCUGAACCAAAGCGUCCAUUUCCUGUCAACAUCUUCCUCACGCCUCCAGCUUCUGGCUUUAGAAACUCUGGUCAGUGCGAACUCUCUGAAAGUUGACUUGCCUGCCCAGGUUGAAUGGAUCUUCAGGAACGAAAGCGAGUGCUUCCUGAAUCGAGAAACAGCAUACUUCACCCAAUACGUGGACUGGGCGACACGGAUGGUCACUGAACACAUUGCUACCUGCCAACCUCUGUCUGCGGCACUGGACAAUGGCCGGGUGAUCCUGUGUGACCAUAUCGCUAAUCCCUGGAACGCCUUCUGGUUCUGCCUGGCCUGGUGCACAUUCUUGCUUAUUCCCAGCAUCAUCUUCGCCAUCAAAACCACCAAGCACUUCCGACCCAUCAGGAAACGCUUAAGCUCCACCAGCUCUGAGGAGACCCAGCUUUUUCACAUCCCCAGAGUCACGUCACUGAAACUGUAGGAUCCAGGCUUCUGGGAGAGCCUGGAUUUUUGCCCAGACUACCCUCGCCUGCCCGCUGUCAGAGGGUGAGGUCCAGGCUGCUGAUCUCAGAGGGGA
Gracilinanus agilis (Agile Gracile Mouse Opossum) is the source of this 2244-nucleotide messenger RNA. It is a transcript of the gene PROM2, whose product is annotated as prominin 2. Lineage: Eukaryota; Metazoa; Chordata; Mammalia; Didelphimorphia; Didelphidae. The transcript is spliced from 21 exons. Bases 1 to 2148 code for a protein of 715 amino acids. Gene Ontology annotation, cellular component: cilium; apical plasma membrane; cell surface. The record is from RefSeq and is a predicted model, not a curated record. Gene Ontology annotation, molecular function: cholesterol binding.